UUUCAGAUUCUUAGUGAACUGUCUUAACUUUAAGGGUCCAAGUUUACUUAACUCAGAAAACAACUAAGAGAUUGAAAGUUAAGAAGUGUCACAACACGUGGUAAUGUCACCUUAAAGAUGUUUGAUUUUGCCCGAAAAUUUACGAAUUUUAAUGAUAAAGAUCAUUGAUCAUCAAGACAGAAGUCAUGGAAAUUUGAGUAAAAUCUGUUAAGAAUUAGAGGAAAAGGGGUACAUAAAGUGACUUUGGAGAAGGCACAUGCAUACAACUAGAUGACUGUUACUUGGACAAAUCAGGGUAAUCAUAUAAUAUGAGGAUUUCUAGUAGGCAGACAGGAAUAUGUCACAAAAACUCCACGCAGGAGCAACAUGCAUCAAUGAAUAUCGAGUAGGGAAGACCACAUGAAAAAGGAGUUCUUUAGGCAUCUAAUUAUGUGAACCACAUUAAAAAAAAGAUGACGAUCCUAUCAAUAUGGGGAACAGUUUAAUGGUGAUUUUUCAACAAUUAUUUUUAGAGGAAGUCUGAUACGAAACGCGUUGUGAUGAAGCUGACAUUUCGCCAGAAACUGGAGUGCGUUGCGUCCAAGAUUUGCCACGAUGAAUUUCACAUAAUGAAUGUGUAAAUGUUAAAAAAAAUGUGUAUGAUUGACAAUUUUUUUCCGGAAGUGCAGUUACCAUUGUUUACAUUUCGAAAGUCAGUCUGCUUGAUUGAAAUUUAAACAUAUCUACAUGAUACUGCAUAUUUGUAAAUAUUACUGAAAGACCUGUAGACAUAUUUAUUCCGGGGAUAUUCCAAGUUGUUACGUAAAUUAUAGAACCGACAUCGGUGGUUUCUUAAGUUCAUCGUCGGGGAAGAAAAAUUCAUUCGAUACUGAGAAAAAAUAAGAUAGUUUUCAUUUGAUAAAGACAAUCAUAUUGGCCCCAGAACAUCCUCGGGAUAUUUAAUUGGAAACCUGCUGAAGUCAAAGAUUAUUGCCAAGAAAAAUAAAAGUUUAUUAAACGAGCCUCAGCAUCGACAAUUUUCGAAGAAUUGUCUGACGUUGGAACUAAUUACUGUAAAUGACCAUGCAAGUGCAGGGACUGUUAGUACUACUGUAUUUUUAUCUCAUGUUUCCGGUUAAUAGCAUUGGCCUAUGGUGGGCGGUAGGUAGUCCCUUGGUUAUGGACCCAAACAGCAUUUGUCGAAAAAGUCGAAGAUUAGCGGGAAAACAAAGAGAAAUAUGUCGAAAAGAAAUUGAAAUCGUAGAAGAAGUAGCAAAUGGGGCCAAGCUAGCGCUGGGCGAAUGCCAAUACCAGUUCAGAAACAGAAAAUGGAAUUGUACGACAUCUAGAAGAAUGCUUUCAAGAGUUCUUAAAACAGAUACCAGAGAAUCAGCGUUUGUUUAUGCAAUAACCGCUGCCGGAGUCACAUUUGCUGUAACGGAGGCCUGUGCGAUGGGCAAACUCAUGCAAUGUUCUUGUGAUAAUAAAGUUCAAGACAUUAAUACGGACGGCGACUGGGUUUGGGGAGGCUGUAAUGAUAAUGUAGACUUUGGGUAUCGAAAAUCUAAAGACUUCAUGGACGCUCGCAAGCGAAAACGUCGAGGGGACCUGACAACAAGAAUACAGUUACACAACAACGAGGCCGGGAGACUGGCUGUUAAAAAAUAUACAAGGGAUGUGUGUAAGUGUCACGGGUUGUCCGGUUCAUGUGCACUAAAGACGUGUUGGCGGAAAAUGCCACCGUUUCGAAGUGUUGGUGAUAGACUUAAAGAGGAAUUUGAUGGUGCAAUUCAAGUAGAAAUCUCUAAUGAUGGCAAAGCCUUGGAAACUAAAUCUAAAACAAUUAAGCCUCCUUCUCGCGAAGACCUUGUUUACUCGGAGAAUGCCCCAGAUACAAGGUUUUGUCGUAAAAACAGGAAGUGGGGAUCCUUAGGAACUAAAGGACGACUUUGCGAUCCUAAGUCUAUGGAAGUAGGAGGAUGUGACCUACUUUGUUGUAAUCGAGGAUACAAAACAGAAAAAGUGACCCUGAAAGGAAAUUGCAAAUGUAGAUUCAUCUGGUGUUGUGAUGUGCAAUGUGAAACAUGCGUACAAGAAAAGACUAUACACAGAUGUCUAUAGCUCUCCUGUGUUUAAAGGAGCGUUUGUUAUUUAACUAUGGAGGCCAUUUUACAUGCCAAAACAAAGAAAUUUGGGGAUUUUUUUAAAAAUUAGGUUGGAAUGAAAGUGUUUUGUGUAAAUGAACGUGUACAUUUUGUUGUUGUUGAAAAGUUGCAAACACAGUAAAUUGCUCUUGAAUUGGAGAAUUGUAAAAAGAGAAAGAUUACAACUAAUAUACAUUUGUAUCCAUUGAAGUGUCUGCAUAUUCACUUCAAGGCCGUUCAGUAUUUAUGAUCAUUGUAUCCAUAUUUUAUCAUUACGAUAUUGUACAUAUGCGUUAUAGAAUAUUUCUUGAUUAAAAUAAGCUUCAAUUAGAUGUUACAGUAUUGAAAUAUUUACAAGAUCUGACUGAAUAUUUUGUCAGUUCUAGAGGGUUAUGUUCUGAAAUUGUAAAUAUAUUUAUUUAAAUUAAUUACUGUUUUAUUUACAUAUCAUAACUUUAUUUUGUAUGUUGCUUAUAAAGUAUAUAGGGUACAAAGGAGUUUAAAGAAGGCUUCUUUUAUGUCAUAUAUUUAAACGUUUGUUGUUUUUCAUAUGUAAGAUAGGAAAUCAUUGACAUGUACCUUGCUUAGCAUUUUUUCUACUUUAUUUUAAAACGUCUUCAACUAAUGUUGUCUUUUCCCCUUUUUCCAAAUUAUAUUUAUUUUAAAGAAACAGAAUCUUUAUGAAAAAUUAUGAAAUGAAUACUCUUCCUUACAAGAUCAAAAGAUUAAAAGAUUAAGCAAUAUGUACAUGUACAUGCAUUUGAUUUUUAUGUUACUAUAACUCAGAAUACUAGUGCCUUAUAGUCAGAUACAAGUUUAAUUUACUUAGGAAUUAUUCAUUAUUGAACAAUAUCUUAAAUAUUGUAAGCAGUGGUAUUUCUUUUUUCAUCUUUUAACAUGAACAUUGUUCAAAUGUUGAUUAUUACAGUAAUAGCCUAGUUUGAUCAGUUUCUUAUUUAGCAAAUGAUGCUUUAAGCUUCCAUCAGCAUUCAGUCAAUAAUGGCUUGAACAGGAUCAGCAUUAGCAAUAAACAUUAUAAUUAUAAAUAUUGGAGUUACAUAUAGAUGUUUUGAAAAAAGCAAAUGAGCCUUGUGCAUGAAUAUAUAGUAUAUAUUAAGUUCAUUAUGCAGAAUUAAGAGUGAAAAAAAGUCCACAACAAAGCAUUCAAGAUAAACAGCAUUAAUAAGGAAAUUAGAAACAUUCUUUGCUGGAGCAUUUUAUUUUCAAAUAUACAGGGGUUACUUUAAAGGUUAGUGGAGAUGAGAAGGGGAUACAAUGUUAGAAAUGUUAACAGAAAGUUCGUGUUUGCAGUAUUGUAUAACUAUUUGACAAUUUAAUGUAUUGUUUCAAAUGCCACAUUUUUAAAAAAAAAUUGUAGGUAGUCUAUUUAUUUCACAACUUAAACUUGAUAAACUGCCAUUAUUAAGAACCACGUUUCUUUCCUUUUACUUUACAUUGCUUUCAAGCUAACACAUCAAAAGCAAUGAACGUUUUUUUGUUUGUUUUUUUUUUUUGCUAUCUUUUGUAUCAACAAAGAUUUUUUUGUAUUAUUUUUUUCUGAAAAAAAUGUCAAAUAGUCUUUUAAAAUGGGCAUUUUGCAUAAUGAUAUAUUUUCAAAACAAAGA
Messenger RNA from Saccostrea cuccullata (small rock oyster), 3748 nucleotides. Its product is annotated as protein Wnt-6-like. Gene Ontology annotation, biological process: cell fate commitment; canonical Wnt signaling pathway; multicellular organism development. Lineage: Eukaryota; Metazoa; Mollusca; Bivalvia; Ostreida; Ostreidae. Gene Ontology annotation, cellular component: extracellular region. The coding region runs from base 1057 to 2100 and encodes 347 amino acids. Gene Ontology annotation, molecular function: cytokine activity; frizzled binding. The record is from RefSeq and is a predicted model, not a curated record. The transcript has 5 exons.